Aspergillus chevalieri is the source of this 2649-nucleotide messenger RNA. RefSeq names its product DUF2293 domain-containing protein. Lineage: Eukaryota; Fungi; Ascomycota; Eurotiomycetes; Eurotiales; Aspergillaceae. Bases 1 to 2649 code for a protein of 882 amino acids. The transcript has 6 exons. The record is from RefSeq and is a predicted model, not a curated record.
AUGGUACGAGUGUUCAGGAGGCAUGCUUCGGCUUCGGCCAGGCGUGCACCAAGCAGGACCGCCAAAAGGAAUGCUCAGAAACAUAAAGUGAUCAUGGAAUCUAUCACGCAAGAAAAGAAAAAACUCCGGAGUGUCAUUUCGUUUGAAACAAAAGCGCCCCCAGGUUAUACCUUCAUUUCAGCAGGCAAUCCUCAGGUCACAAACGCUUGUAAAGAGCUUUGUCGCAAAGAUGGUUUGAAGAUCUAUGCUGUUACGACAACCCCUCACAUGCGCGCCCACAAUCUCUCUCAACACGUGCACCGGAUUGGAUUUCACUUUCCAAGUGCGGUUGUUGCUACUGUAUGUAUGAAUCUGGGGUUAUCUCUCACAGCAGCAGGGAGGGUUGUGCCCGUCCAUGGUGUUGGCGGUCACAUUAGAUCCGACAGCCAAGAACUCUCUCAGAUAGAGAUCAACACUGAGGCCAGAGACGCUCUAAGGGAUCUCUUCCCUAACAUACCAGACAACGAUUUGAACCAGAUAAUCAAAACAGCAUUUCAGAAGGGCCAACAAAAAGUUGGCACAGCCCUUGAAUUGCCACUCGCUCGCCGUGCGCAGUUGGCAGUAGUGGCACACAUUCGUCAUGUUUACACUAAUUACGACCGUCUGUUGAAGAUGACCUCUUUCCACGAAGCAAGAAGCCUAGUUGAGGAAUCAACGUUGGCAAAAUUGGUGGCAUGGCGUGGAGAUGACGAAAAUGGGAAAACAGUCCUGGAGGAUGUUUUUAGGGAAGUCAUUGUUAUCUCUGAUGAUGAUGAUGACACUGAGUCUGACGAAGACGAAAACGGCCCGCCGUCUACCAAGCGGGAUCAUAGUGUGGAAUAUGUAUCCAGCAGAGCACGCGCCGUGGAACUCCCAACAAAACAGAUUGACUUUGCGGAUCCAGCUUCGCGGGCCCCCAUACGAGAGUUGUCCGAGGAUGAGGCACCAUCAGGCUUCCGUGUUAUUCCACAAGUACCCAAAAGGAACAAGGUCGAUCGCCGGGGAUUCAGCAGAUACCAGGCCUGGGACCGUGCUAUCAAUCGUUACAGAGAUUUUGCAAACGCCACUGACACCAGGCUUUAUGGCAGCUCAACUGACCAGCAGAGACCUUACUCCCUACAGCAACCACCACAUGGUGUUGAAGUAGGCACAGGAUCUAUGGAUCAACCUACAUCCUUCGUGUACACUGCAGUGCCGCCCAUACACCGUGUGCACUCAUCGUUGGAACACCCCAGUCAAGGAAAUCCAGAUAUUGCCCAACCAACUGAUAUUGCACCGUUGAGGCGAGAGCCAGUUCUUCGAGAUGGACAUGACCCGUUCCGUCAAUUUGGCUUGACCGAUGUACCCAUUCUUAAUAACCCCCAAGGAUUUCAUGAUGGUAAUAAAUUCCGAGUUGGGCACCAACCCAGGCUACUGGCUUCUUCCCAUACCAGGAAUGUGGAUGCCCAGGAUCGUGUUUUACCUUCCAUUGAAAAUCCUUCUUCACCCAGGCGUCCAGUCAGUGGCAGGUUAGAUGGCCUACGCGAAGGGAUUCCCCGGAGCCUGCCAAUUCGCUCAGUGACGCCACAGCGUCUUCCACACCAAAAUGAUCUUCAUAAUACUAGUGGGGACAACUCCAAUGGCCAACAAUUUCCCAAGAGAAGGCGAAUAGCUUAUUACGAACCCGUCAAUGGGAAUCCGCGGUCAGGGAUUGCACCUGGUGUUGUUGAAUCAGUCGUUUCAAAUGUUCUCACAGAUACCCCCACUGGACCACGAUACGCCCCCUAUGAAGUUGCUCCAGAAAAUCACUCCUCCCGGGAAGACUUACACCUACAUAGGAAUUUCAUUACCCCAACCGGCUUAUCUACUACAGGAUGUUGGCCACAGCACCGGGGCUCCCCUGUUCAUGCCAACCCUAGCUUUGAACUUAGACGUGUUGAUGGGCAAAAGGUUUAUGCUGCUCAUAGUCAUUCAGCCGAAGUUUCUAAAGGAUCAUAUGCAAUUCCGUCGACACCAGCCCAUGCCGUUGCCGUGGAUGAUAGUCAUAGGCGACCAGUACAAAUCUCUUUCGAUCCAAAGGCACCCCCUUUUCACCUUGGAAACCAUGAUUAUAGUCGCUCCAGACUACUUGAGGACUCACAACUGCAAGCCCCGACAUGGAGAGACAGAGAUGAUGAGCGCUUCACCGAUAUUUCUAAUAGGAGGCACCUUUAUGCAGAUGAUUUUGUCCGCCCGGUUCCAUACGAACCGGAGCCCCUGGAAUACACCAUGCAACGUCCACGUGUUGCAGAAACUUCUCAUCCAUCUAGGGUCUGGGUUCAUGAUGGCGAGCAUAGAGAUGGGCAUAUUGAUACUAGGGCACCAGUCACGUAUCGCGAUCAUCGACCGUUGGAUCAUCGCGCGGCACCUUUCCAUGGGUAUGCAACCUUUGAAGACACGCAUAGGCCCCUAGGCAGUGACAGGGUACUUGGAUCAUCGUCACAGAAACAGCAGUACGAAGAAUCUUGGAAUUCUGCACGGCAUGUGCACAGCCAUUCUCAAUAUACACCGCAUGCUCAGAUCUGGGAACGUCCUACUUACGUGAGGAGGGUUGAACGCCCAGAACCACCCCAUCCUAUUCCGGAUAACAGACCUAUCGUCAUUGUGGAUUGA